AGUCAGCACCUUGGGCUAGGGAAGGUGGCGUCGCCUGGCCCUUCCCUUUAAUCCCAUCCCAUCAUGGAUCCAUCCAAUCCAUCCAUGCCUGACUUGCGCCGCGCUGCGCUGCCGCGAUUGGAAGCUACGGUGGUGGGUGGACAGACGCCGCCGCCCCCCUUCCUCAUCCUCGGGAUGCUUUUUGCCUUCCGCUUCAUCACCCGCUUUGAUGACGGGCUUUUCCCCAAAGCCUCUCUCUCCUCCGACCUGUAAAAGCCGCAAUCGCAAAGCGCGCCUCGCGUAUUAAACUUGCUCGUAUCCUGCCCCUCGCCGCCGAGACCCUCACCUUUUUCGGUCCUCACCUCACCCUCACGUCCGCCAAGACAUCUGUGCGAUCUGACGAACGACACUUUCGCGGCGGCGACACCACCCACCCACACCCCCAACAAGGCCCGCGGCCCUGCCUCGGUCGGCGGUAGCAGGACAGACACUCCGUCCGAUUCUUUGAUUGCGCAGCCUUCUCUCCCUGCGUCGAGGGACCGCUUGCUCCGCCUUUGACGACGGCGGCACAAACUUCGCGGGCCGCCCGAGACCCCGUCCGGUCGGGCCGCGCGCUCCGGCACACGGAGGGUCCUGGUCCCCUUUGACCGUUGCCAGCACUGACCAGGUGUGCCGCACCACGCGACGGAGACAAGGCGACACCGAAACGAACGAUACCGCUGCUGGCCGCCUUGACUCGAGCCACCAAAGCGCAGCGCAGCGGCCAUCUGAAAGGCGAACCGCCGCUCCGUUCACUCGUCGGCUCGACGACAGGCGAAGACCCUCGUCGGACGCAUUAUCCGAGAGGCACAAACAUUCCGUCCCGUCGUCAUUGCUGCCGUGGCCGCUAGGAGCCACUUCGGUCGUCUCCUUCAUCCCUCCACCACCGCCGCGGCGUCGUCUCCAUCCAUCCAUCCAUCCAUCCAUACCUCUGUCCGCCAUUGCACCGUCGCCAGGUCUCGGUCUUGCGCGGUUCUCAUACUGCAGACGCCGUCCAUUCCUGUGCCCUUGGCCUUGUGUCACCCUGCUGCGGCCAGGGUUCUGCAACGUACCGCUAUCCUGGCUGUUCGAUUCGACCAGAUCCCUUGCCCUCUGCCCGUCUGGGAAACUGCCUUACUAGUGUCUGCCACCGGGCACAGACACCACCGCCAUUGGACUCCGAGGAGAGCACUGGCCCCGGAUCCGCGCACGGAGAGCCUAUAGGCCACACGACAACGCGGCCCUUUGUGCCUUUUUUAUCGUACAUUCCCCGUCAACUCGCCGAGUCAUUGAGAUAGUCACUCUUCGCAUCGCACAUAAUACGACGAUAACUGCUGCUCGACACCAACCCGCCCUCGUUGGCUGCCUCCCACACAAACCCCGGCGCAGCCAACAUCCUCAGCAGCAGAAGCAGCAGCAGCAACUCCAAAGGCUACGGGAUCCUGAGUGCUGGGCGUACGAACUCUGACUUGCACCUGCAGAAACUCUCUCACGGGAGGUUUUACGACCUGUCGCGUCAACUUGCUCGUCUUGCCGCUAUUCGUCGUACCUCCAGCAACUUCGUCACACCACCAUGCUUGUCGUGUCCCCAGUCCUACCUGUGAUGUUCCUCGCCUGGACUCACUUGUGAAUGACAACAAAGACCAAGAAACGCCAUCAUCGCUUGCACGCACCAUUUGCCUUUUGAGGUUGUGUAUCGUCAGAUACUCACGAGACAUAAAAAGACGACCUUGAUCCUUUCAAACAACAAUAAAAGACCCGACCGAAGCCCUCAUACGCCGUACCCUCAGCUAAUACCCCGCCUCAACGGAACAUCAGCAGCCAUGCUGGAAGGCGCACGCAAGUUUCUUUGGGCGCAGCUGCUCGCUCUCAAGCCCGCAUGUUUUUCGAAGAAGCCGCACUUCAACUUCAUCUCAGUUCACUAUUUCUGGAUCAUCGCGGCAACAAUUAUCGCUUCAAUAGCAAUAUACGCCUCGGGCCGGGGCGAAUUAGCUUACAUUGAUGCCCUCAUGUUUGGCAGCGGCGCCAACACGCAGGCCGGUCUCAAUCCGGUGGACCUGAACAAGCUCAAUGGUUUUCAGCAGGGUAUGAUCUACCUGUUUGCCAUGGUUUCUAAUCCUAUCACCAUGCACUCGUGCGUCGUCUUUCUUCGGCUGUACUGGUUCGAGAAGCGGUUUCAGAGAUGGGUUCGUGAGGCUCGCCUCCGACGUCCGACCUUCACCAGGUCCAAGUCCAAGUCUCGCCCCGACGCGGAGCUGGCCAGGCCCGUUCAAGGCGUCAACGGCCGCGAUAUUACCGUCAUGCCACAUGAUGGACGCACGCCAAGGAUCACCAAUGAUGGCAUUUUGCUGGACGACGCUGCCAAACACCAUUCUCGGCCCGCGGGUGUCGCCAAGAGCGAUGAGAGCGACACCACCACAGUGACGGACGAGAAGUCUAGUGGAGGUGCGGUUGGCUCUCCUGAUGAGCACCUUACCGAAAGCGCCAAUGGAGGCGCCGGUGUGACUGAAUCUGGCCGGCCAUUGGAGGAACAGUCCCAUGGCCAAAGGACUGACGGCACCAGUGCGGCCCAGACGGCAAUUUCGUUCGCUGAUACUGUCAAGAGAAGCGAUGGGAUGGGUGAGGACGCUCUGAAGCUACCACAGCGCCGAACACACGCCGAGCACAUUGCCAUCCUGGAGCGGCAACGCCAAGAAGACAGCGAGGUCCUGAGGAUUCCGGGGCCGCGAGAUGCAGAGCGGGGCGAGGGGCCUAGGCGGCUUCAGGCCGAGGAAUCGCAGUACGACGACGACAACGCCUUGGCACGCCUUCAAACGGCCGACUCGCGCGUUGAUCAACAAGCUGUGGGCGCGAGCAACCGCCGCGGGCGGAACCCAACCAUCACCAUCGCGGAGCCCGAGUGGCGCCAGCGGAAGGAGGAGCUUACAGAAGACGCCAGGGCGGCAGCCGGCACGCUCGAGUCUCUGAGGUUCCGCAAGCCCCGCACCUUCAACUCUGGGCAGAAGCGGUAUCACGAAGACGGCGAAGAGAGACAGCCUCGCCCAGUCCGGACGCGGACAAUGGACACCAUCCGUUCCGCCCUGUCCAGAGAUAAGCAAGGCGAUAUGCCCUACCUUUCUUACACCCCUACCACGGGGCGAAACUCCAAUUUCAUUGGCCUCACGCUGGAGCAGCGGGAGGAACUUGGUGGCAUUGAGUACCGCUCACUGAGAACGCUGGCUCUCAUCCUCCUCUUCUACUUUUGGGGUUUUCAGCUCGUCAUUCUUUCUUGUCUCCUGCCGUACAUCCUACACAACAACACGUAUGGCAAAGCUGUCGACGAUGCAGGGGUGACGAGAACGUGGUGGGGCUUUUUCACAUCCAACGUGGCCUUCAUGGACGUUGGCUUCACCCUGACGCCCGACAGCAUGAUCUCGUUCCAGCAGUCCCAGUUCGUCCUGAUGAUCAUGUGGUUCUUUAUCAUCAUCGGAAACACAGGUUUCCCCGUCAUGCUGCGCUUCAUCAUCUGGGUUGCGGCAAAGGUUGUACCGAGUGGAUCCGGUGUCUGGGAGGAGCUGCGCUUCUUGCUAGACCAUCCACGUCGAUGCUUCACCUUGCUGUUCCCAUCUGGUCCUAAUUGGUGGCUAUUUUGGAUCCUUGUGAUGCUUAACGCAGUGGAUCUCCUCUUCUUCUUGGUUCUUGAUCUCGGCACAGAGCCUAUAGCCCGCCUGCCCCUCCACAAUCGCGUUGUCGUUGGCUUCUUCCAGGCAGCAUCGACGAGAACUGCCGGCUUCUCGGCCGUCAGCCUGACUGAGCUUCACCCCGCCAUGCCCGUUCUGUACAUGAUUAUGAUGUACAUUUCCGUCUUCCCAAUCGCCAUCUCCAUCAGACGCACGAAUGUGUAUGAGGAAAAGUCGCUCGGAGUCUACCACGUCCACAAUCUGGAGGACGACGGCGAUGCCCCUGCUUUGAACUAUGUUGGCAGUCACUUGCGACGCCAGCUCUCGUUUGAUCUAUGGUAUGUCUUCUUGGGCUUCUUUAUCAUCAUCAUCAGCGAAGGUGGCAAGAUCCAGGACGGAAACUUCAACCUGUUUGACGUCCUCUUCGAGGUGGUGAGCGCAUAUGGCACCGUGGGCCUCAGCAUGGGGGCCAAGGGCAUCAAUGCAUCGCUUUGCUCCGAGUUUUCGGUUGUCGGGAAGCUCGUCAUCAUCGCGAUGCAAAUACGUGGACGGCACCGUGGUCUUCCGUACGGCCUUGAUCGUGCCGUCAUGCUGCCCAGCGAGGCUCGGUUCCAGAAGGAGGCGGAAGAGGCGGAAGCAAUGCUUGCUCGCAUCAACACCGGCAUGUCGAGCGCCACAACUUCGGGCAUGCAGCGGCAGCCAACCCACACCAACACCGCCCGGAGCCGGAGCAUCAGCCGCGAACGGCCUCCGAGCAACGUGAUAGCACAAUUCCUCCACCCGGGCCCUGUGGUACCCAGAGAUAGGGAUAUCACCUCAAAUCAUUACCGAAGGGGCUCCGGAGACUCACGCGGACUAUCGCUGGGUGCUCGGACCAACACGGAGCCAAUCAUCGAAGAUGAAAUGGAGGACCUGGAGGAGCUUAACAGCGGCGGGUCGUCGCGAUUCAGCAAGCCACGAAGAGUCGAGACCGCACCAGAGUUUUAGACGAACCCUUGGCGAUGACGCUCCUAAGAAACGAACUCGGCUUUGGCUUCGUGGCCCCCCCCCCUCCUUUUUUCACAUAGCGAAUUGCGUGUUUCCUGUAUAAUGACAUCAAGCCUGCGAAGACCAUCUGCUUUCCCAGGUGGGACGGCGUACGGACUCCGACUGUGGGCAUUUGUUUCUUUUCAAUAGACGAGAGAACUAUCGCGGAUACAGAUCUUGAGAGAUGGAAGCUGGGCGCAAUGCGGAAAAGGCGGCAUAUCUUGAAGCGUGUCUCAUAGAUUUCUCUUACCCGCCGUCACGCGCGCGGAAUCCGAGUAGUAUGCUUGGGAGGAGGCUACUUUUGGCAUGGAUCGGGGCGCUCGGAACGGGAUUGCGGCUUAGGCUUGCACAUGAUAGUAUGCUGCCUCAAGUGCUCCAAAAACCAAGUCACCUUUCGCUCACUAUGUGAUACAAUGC
Molecule: messenger RNA, 5099 nt
Organism: Purpureocillium takamizusanense
Lineage: Eukaryota; Fungi; Ascomycota; Sordariomycetes; Hypocreales; Ophiocordycipitaceae
Gene: TRK1
Product: low affinity potassium transporter
Exons: 3
Coding region: 1821-4643 (940 amino acids)
Biological process (GO): potassium ion import across plasma membrane; intracellular potassium ion homeostasis
Cellular component (GO): plasma membrane
Molecular function (GO): high-affinity potassium ion transmembrane transporter activity
Source: RefSeq, a predicted model, not a curated record